AUGCCUCCACUAUGCAUGGACACCGUGAAGAAGAAUGUAAUGUGGAAACUGGAGGACAACAUAAAUCAAGAGGGCGUUUCCCUGGAAAGCCUCCCACACCAGCUGCGGAUUUGCGGGGGGAAUGUCCUGGUCGUCGUCCCUGGUCAUGAGCCGAUCUGCCUCCGGUGCCACCGAGCGGGGCACAUACGCCGAGACUGCAGGGUGCCCCGGUGUAACCAGUGCCAGGCCUUCGGACACGAGGCCUCGUCGUGCGUGAAGACGUACGCCCGCGUCCCUGGCAACAACAUCGCCGUGGCGUCGGACGACACAGAGUGCAUUGACGUGUUCGAGGCCGAGAGAGCAGCAACAGCGACGACGCCGACAGACCAGCAAACCCAGGGCGAGCCCGCAGAGAACGGAGGAGUCUGUGAUGAGGCGAAACCAAGACCUUCGCCCGGGGCAUCAAAAGACAAGGCGGCCCCCGAGGUAGUCGAAGAACUCGGGUCCGAAAAGGUGACAGACUUUCCAGACGUCCCAGCGGCAACCGCCGUGCCGGGGAACGAUGACGGCAAGAACCGUGUCGACGAAGGCGUCGGGACGAAAGUUUAUGACGAAGUCAAGGUCAAGGGUGACGACGGCGGCAAGUCCGAGGAGGGCGAAGGUGGCGUUGACGGCAGGCUCAGGGACGCAGAGACCGGAGCGGCGAGGCGACGACACGAAGGCGUAAGCUCCAAGGUCGCCGACAGGGAACUGCGACGCCUCGAGCGCGAGUGGGUUGGCAACGGGGGACUUAACCGUGAACGGUCGAGGUCUCGCCAGCGCAGGGAGGAGCAAUUAUCCGGAACGGAAGAGCAAUACACGGAGAAGGAGCAGCUGCUGCAGGAGGUUGCCGACCUGGCACAUGAAUUUGGCUACAAGGUGAAGUCAGUGCCCAGGAAGACCACAGCUACCGAGGAAGGUGCCAACACAACCUCCACAUCUACGCUGGAGCCGCCGGAACGUGCCACAGCCACCACAGCCCGGCCGGCGAAAAAUCGGGCUGCUCGCGAUGCUGUCACUACUGCGUGA
Molecule: messenger RNA, 1047 nt
Organism: Ixodes scapularis (black-legged tick)
Lineage: Eukaryota; Metazoa; Arthropoda; Arachnida; Ixodida; Ixodidae
Exons: 3
Coding region: 1-1047 (348 amino acids)
Molecular function (GO): nucleic acid binding; zinc ion binding
Source: RefSeq, a predicted model, not a curated record